This is a messenger RNA of Eimeria acervulina, 327 nucleotides long. Its product is annotated as R1 protein, putative. The transcript has 2 exons. Gene Ontology annotation, molecular function: structural constituent of ribosome. The coding region runs from base 1 to 327 and encodes 108 amino acids. Gene Ontology annotation, cellular component: cytosolic small ribosomal subunit. Lineage: Eukaryota; Apicomplexa; Conoidasida; Eucoccidiorida; Eimeriidae. The record is from RefSeq and is a predicted model, not a curated record.
AUGGCGCCGAAGGAAAAGAAGACCAAAGAGCAGAUUGCCGCGGCUGCCGCCGCAGGCAGCAAGAAAAACAAGAAGAAGUGGUCCAAGGGGAAGAGCAAGGACAAGCUAAACUACGCGGUAAUGUUUGAUCAGGCAACUUUAGAUAAGUUCAUGGCAGAGGUGCCGAAGAUGAAGUUGGUGACUCCGUACACAAUCUGCGAACGGCUGCGCAUCAACGCAUCUCUGGCACGCAGGGGCAUUCGAGAGCUUCACAGUCAAGGGCUUAUCAAGCCCCUUGGUGAACAACACCAUUCCCACUACGUCUUCACAAAGCCUACCCCAGCAUGA